Messenger RNA from Rattus rattus (black rat), 1266 nucleotides. It is a transcript of the gene Cenpq, whose product is annotated as centromere protein Q. The record is from RefSeq and is a predicted model, not a curated record. Bases 1 to 819 code for a protein of 272 amino acids. NCBI's taxonomy places the organism in Eukaryota, Metazoa, Chordata, Mammalia, Rodentia, Muridae. The transcript has 8 exons.
AUGUCUGGUAAAGCAAAUGCUUCUAAGAAAAAAUCUCAACGGAUGAAAAGAAAUGUAAAACAAAGAGCUGAUAAAGAAGAUGAGGAAGUGGAUUCACCAGAGAAUGGGGUUGGAAACAGAGCGAAAAGAAACAGAAGUCAUGCAGGACAUCUGUCCUCUAAAGUAACAGAACAAACAAAAUGUGUUCAUCUAAAACGGGUGAAAAUAUCAUCCAAGAAGAGAACAACCUGGCAACCUCUUCCAAAGAAUACUGAAGAGUAUUUGCAAAGUAUGAUGGACUCAGCAAUUCUUGGAAUUUUAAACAAAAACAUUAAAAGAAAAGAACAAAUUCAGUAUCAUCUCGACCAGUUGAAGAAAAGAUUUCUGCAACAGUGUGCAACACUGAAAGUCCCCCCAGGAAAGCUCAACUAUUUAAGAGAUAUGUCAAAGCUGCUGAAAAUGGAAAGGGAACAGGAAAGGGCGAAUGAGGAGAGCCUGGCUUCACUGCAGGAAGAAAUAGACAAAAUAGUAGAGACCACAGAGUCAAUGACUGAGAAUAUUCAAAGCCUAAAGACCAAAAUUCAAAUCCUAACAAAUGAAGUAGAGGAAGAGGAACAGGAGAUGAAAGAGGUAUUUCACAUAGAUAGCAAUAAAGUAUUGGCUCUUCCAGAACUUUCUCAGAAAAGUCUUAAAGCACCUAUACUUCAGAAAGAAAUUUUAACACUAAUUCCAAACCAGAAUGCUCUUCUGAAGGACUUGGAUGUUCUUCAGAAUUCAGCCCCAGGGAAGAACAUGGCAGCAUUCAUUCAAGAAGCGUAUAUGAAACUUACUGGCUCCUAAAGAGUUGGUUUUUGUUUUGGUGUUUAAGCCUUGUUCCAUGUUAACUUAUUGUUCAUGAAUUGUAAAACUUUUAUCUUUUUAUGACAGUCUCUCACUCUGUUUGUAGCCUAGCUGGCUCAGCACUUACUCUUGUCUCCAACUUUGGCCUUGAACUCACAGCAGUCCUGCCCCAGCAUUGUGAGUGCUAGGAUUACAGGUGUGAGUUUCACAUCUGGCCCAAAGGUGUGCAACUUACCUGUAUUAAUACUUCCAAGCUGAUGUCUCUGCAGAACAAUUACCCUCUGUUAUCUACUUUAAACUAGACUUUAUGGGCUUAUCAUUAGUAUCUAAUGUACUGAAAACAUAGCAGUCACCAAAUCUAGGAAAUCCAUAGAGAGAGAGAGAGAUUUCCUAAAACCAUGCACUGAGAAUUAUUUUCAAAAAUAAAAAAAAUGUCAUGAUGUAAUA